AUGACAGCUUCCUCCUCCAGCAGUGACUACAGCAGUACAGACGACUCUGCUUCUGAGUAUGGAUCCAAGCACAGCCCCUCAGUGGGACACUACCCCUCUGAGAACACGUUUUCCUACGAGGAUGUGGCCCCUUGUAAGGAGACAGCUUCCAGAGAUGCCGAGGUCCACUUCCUCCCUCCUAGUCAAGGUACCUGGGGGACAGAGAGCUUGAGGAGACUCCUCAGGAAGCGAGAGAAGAUGGAGCAUGCUCCAGACCAGUUCUGCAAGCUGAGCAUCACGCUGGCCUGGGACUUCGAUGUGGGCUCCGACCAGGAGGACUCACCAGCUAAUCUGGAUCUAAAUCGCCACAGCCAGUGGAUGGACAAAUGGCCCGAAGACAGUACAAAACUGACUCCCUGCAAACUGGAUAACCUAGUACAAAACCUUGAGACAUUUCUAGAAAAAGGUGGCCAACACGGUGGCUGUGUGCUCCCUGAGUCUACUCAGAAGGAAGACCUCCACCUCAACAGCAGUGCCUGUUCACAUACAACUCAGGUCAGUCACAAAGACCUGCCCAGGUACAAAGCACGGGAAAAUGAAGACAUCCAUCAGGUCCUAGAGAAUCCACCAAGGCUAUAGAAAGAGGAAGUUGGGGAGAUACAGCAAGCAGACGAGAGCUCCUUGGACGGCUCCACGUCAUCCGCACAGGCAGAGGAGGCUUCCCACUCACACUACACAUCCUGUCUGAACUUUCGCUGGGUCUUGCACUGGCUGAGGACACAAGUCUUCUCCCGAUGGAGAAGAGAGCAUGUUAGGCAGGCUGCCAUCAGCUGGCACCAGAAGGCAGCGAGAAAGAUAAAUUCUCUUAGAGGCAACAGAAUCCAACCCCAAGAAUGA
Messenger RNA from Psammomys obesus (fat sand rat), 876 nucleotides. It is a transcript of the gene CUNH12orf71, whose product is annotated as chromosome unknown C12orf71 homolog. The transcript is spliced from 2 exons. The record is from RefSeq and is a predicted model, not a curated record. Lineage: Eukaryota; Metazoa; Chordata; Mammalia; Rodentia; Muridae.